UUAAAUGAAGUCAGGAGUGAAAAUGGUUUGUGACGGCGUUGUGUGUGUUCCUAAUGAACAAGGCAUUUGUGUUAGAGAGAGCGCCAAUAGAAUAGAAUUGUGGCGGGCGUCUUGUGUUUCGAACGGUGGCAGAGAAGACGGUCCAAUAGUCAACAGGUGACGUAAAACGUUCUAUCGAAUAGCAGACGAGCGCGUUCGAGACGCCCAAUCAGCGCAGGGCGGCGUUAUGGCUUAAAAAGGCCGCGUUUGAGCGCGCCGUUUAUUAUGUUUUUCUAUCCGUGAAGUACAGACCUCGACGCUAUGGCAAGAACCAAGCAGACCGCCCGUAAGUCCACCGGUGGCAAAGCGCCAAGGAAGCAGCUCGCCACUAAGGCUGCCCGCAAGAGCGCGCCGGCUACCGGCGGCGUGAAGAAGCCUCACCGUUACAGGCCUGGCACCGUGGCUCUGAGGGAGAUCCGCCGUUAUCAGAAGUCUACUGAGCUGCUCAUCCGCAAGCUGCCCUUCCAGCGCCUGGUGAGAGAAAUCGCUCAGGACUUCAAGACCGACUUGCGUUUCCAGAGCUCGGCCGUCAUGGCCCUGCAGGAGGCGAGCGAGGCAUACCUGGUCGGUCUGUUCGAGGACACCAACCUGUGCGCUAUCCACGCCAAGAGAGUGACCAUCAUGCCCAAGGAUAUUCAGCUGGCCCGCCGUAUUCGCGGAGAACGCGCUUAAACCACAUCUCCGUCUAAUAGACACAAAGGCUCUUUUAAGAGCCACUUCAUCGUCUCAGAAAACAGCAAAUUUUCUUUCUUGGGCAGUUUAAGUAUUAGAACGUGGUACAGAGGGAGAAGGAACAGUAAUAAUUAUGUAUGUGUGUGUGUGUGUAAAUGAAGUACACGGCUUUCUAUAUCUAUCAACAUUAGAAAAAGUCAUCCACCAGUAUUGAAGGCCAUCUCAGUGCCAGGGAGGGCCUCCAGCCGUCUCUACUGGCAUUAGGAAGGAUCAAGGGCAGGAUGGACAAAUUCUACGUGGUAGUGGAUAAGCACCUCAUCCCUUGCACAGGAACCAGCUCCUUGAGUGCUAUAGAUGAACUCUUCAAAGUCCACUAUGUGUUCAACCUGUCAUAUGAGGAAGCCCUCGUCAACAUCUUUACCUUCCUGCAGACUACGAUCUACAACAUUGAUGUUGGUCUUACCAGUGAGUCUCCCAGAGUAAAGGAAUUGCGUGCAAAGCUUUUGAACUAGGUUAAAUGUUAGUGUUUCUGUUGUCAAAGUCUGCAUGCAAAGCCACGAGAGUCACGCACAGUUUCUAUCCUUCGUUAAAGUUUAAGUUAUUAUGUGCGCAGCGUGGCUGUAGCCGACAGUAUGUGACUUGGGUGAACUUGUAAAAGCCCGGAGUUUGAAGUUCUACAUGCCUUUUGAUCUACAGGGUCCAAAUGGGUCAGAUGAAUAUAUUCACUAUGAGGUGAAUAUAUUGCACCUCAAUUCAUGCUGGUUUGUUACAUCAAAGAUACUGUGUUGAAAAUAAAAGUUCAACCUUAUACAGCAACUGAUGUGUUAGCUGUUCUUUUAUUGACGAGUACACACAUUUUAAAGGUCUGCAUUUUUAGGCAGACAGGGUGUAGAUCACAUUUAAUUACACUAGUGUUGAAAAUAACUCCAUCAGGUUGAGCUAUUGACACAUUUGCUGUAGAUUCAACACUUUCUUAGUGUAAAUGGAGCCUGUGAGGAGUAAAAAAACUACACCAAUUGUGCUAACAGUGAACACUUACAGUGCUUGUUCAACACUAUGAGAGUGUAGAAAAAAAAACAAUACUGAAAGUGUAAAUUGAACUCUAUUUAGUGUGGACCUAUAUAAACUCUUGAUAAGUGUUAAUUUUAACAGUGUGAGUGUAAAAAUAACACUUUAAAAUUUGCUGUGUACAAUCAGAAAUGAUUGGGAAAAGGGUAAAGGUGGAGGGGUAGCAACUUUUGUAAGAAAUGAUGUGAGAUAUAAUC
This is a messenger RNA of Ictalurus furcatus (blue catfish), 1976 nucleotides long. Its product is annotated as histone H3. NCBI's taxonomy places the organism in Eukaryota, Metazoa, Chordata, Actinopteri, Siluriformes, Ictaluridae. The record is from RefSeq and is a predicted model, not a curated record. Gene Ontology annotation, cellular component: nucleosome. Gene Ontology annotation, molecular function: DNA binding; protein heterodimerization activity; structural constituent of chromatin. The transcript is spliced from 2 exons. The coding region runs from base 301 to 711 and encodes 136 amino acids.